Lathyrus oleraceus (garden pea) is the source of this 639-nucleotide messenger RNA. RefSeq names its product stress-response A/B barrel domain-containing protein HS1. Gene Ontology annotation, biological process: pollen tube adhesion. Bases 80 to 409 code for a protein of 109 amino acids. The transcript has 2 exons. Lineage: Eukaryota; Viridiplantae; Streptophyta; Magnoliopsida; Fabales; Fabaceae. The record is from RefSeq and is a predicted model, not a curated record.
AAGAUAUCUUAGAUGCUAUCUUGCAGUUAUCUUAUCUCAUACAAGUUUACCAAGUGGGAAACGAAAAGGAAGAAAAGAAAUGGCAGAAGCAAAUGGAAUAGUGCACCACAUACUCCUCGGAAAGUUCAAGGACGACAUCACUCAACAGCGAAUCGACGAACUCAUCAAGGGCUAUGCCAAUCUCGUCAAUCUCAUCCCAGUCAUGAAGUCAUUCCACUGGGGCACGGAUGUAAGUGCUGAUAACCUGCACCAAGGUUUUACUCAUGCGUUUGAAUCAACCUUUGAUAGUGUGGAAGCCAUUGCAGAGUAUGGGGCUCAUCCUGCACAUGUUGAGUUUGCAAAUGUGUUUCUUCCUAGCUUGGAACAGGUUAUUAUAAUUGACUUUAAGCCCACCAUUGUUAACUUCUGAUUGGUUUGCUUAAAGUGAUGAAAGUCACACAAGUUCAUGGAUGAUGUCUUCUUGUUGUAUUGGAUCUGUGCUGUUUUAUUUCCUCUGAUGUUUUUCUACCAUUUAGUUCUUGGAUUGUACUACUUGUAUCCUGUUUUAUGUUAAUGUUUUUCUACAAUUUAGUUCUUGGAUUGUACUACUUGUAUGCAUUUGUGGGAUGAUAGCCUAGUAAUAUCGCAAUUUCACUCUUA